AUGAAUGCAGAUGGCACACCAAAUCAAAUGGGUACCAUUACUCAUUGUACCUGGAAGAUGAUGAAAAUCGGAGGAAGGAAGACGCUUACUCGCUUCCUCUUGACCGGCAUUGGCAAAGAAAACAUACUUCUCGGCAUGCCGUGGCUUAAACGCCUCAAUCCGAUGAUCAACUGGGAAACCGGUGACUUUUGGUUUGGUAAAGACGCCAAAUGGCCACCGAAACCCACCGUCGAAGAUGCAUCAGAUGAAGAAGUUUCGAUUUUCAAGGAAGAUGGACUCCCAGAGUUAAUCACCACCGAAACUUCCCCUACCUCGUUUGGGCAUUCAGAAUCUAUCAGAGAAAUCAUGGCCGAUAACACUGAGUGUGGCGAGUUACCCGCAGUGCAGAAUGAUACCAAACCAGAUGACCCACUAUCAGAACCCCCUAUAGAUCAGCUCGAUGACAACGAUCUAGUUAUAUCCUAUAUCGCAGGAGAGCCAGUUAUUGGGAUAUUUGAACCCAUCAGGAAGGAGUCACCUUUGAUGAAUGAAGAGACUGAAACUGCAGUCUUCACCAUACGAAGAGGCCCCGCCAUUGGAAGAAUGACACACAGUACCCAAUCCCCAUUAUUCUGUAAUGCACAGAAUACGGUCUUUUACAAACCAUCUGGUAAAUCACAAGAAUUGGCACAACAGGCACAUAAUGAAGCAUCAGCUGUAGACAAACCCAAAACCGUCGAGGAGUUGGUCCCCAACUACCUCCACGAUUUGAAGUCCGUUUUUGAAAAGAAAGCAGCUGAAUGCUUUUCAGAAACCAGGCCUUGGGACCACGCCAUUGACUUGAAACCCGAUUUUAUUCCACGUGACUGUAAAGUCUAUCCAUUAUCGCUCAAAGAACAAGGAGCGAUGAAUGACUUCCUGGAAGAAAAUCUGCAAAAAGGAUACAUCCGACCGUCAAAAUCUCCCAUGGCUUCACCAUUUUUCUUCGUAGGAAAGAAAGACGGAGCACUACGUCCCUGUCAGGAUUACCAAUACCUGAAUGAAGGGACGGUGAAGAACACCUAUCCUCUUCCGCUCAUUUCUGACCUUAUGGAUCAAUUCAAAGGCGCAUUGAUCUUUACGAAAAUGGAUUUACGCUCCGGAUAUAACAAUGUCAGAAUCAAAGAUGGUGACCAAUGGAAGGGCGCAUUUAAGACAAAUUGCGGACUUUUCGAACCUAUGGUCAUGUUCUUUGGACUCUGCAACUCCCCGGCGACUUUCCAAAUGAUGAUGAACGCACUCUUCAAGGACAUGAUCGAUGAGGGAUGGAUAGUCAUUUACAUGGAUGAUAUCCUCAUCUUCUCAAACGAUUUGGAAGAACAUCACGUUCGAACCUGA
This is a messenger RNA of Sparassis crispa, 1356 nucleotides long. RefSeq names its product Transposon Ty3-G Gag-Pol polyprotein. The transcript has a single exon. Bases 1 to 1356 code for a protein of 451 amino acids. The record is from RefSeq and is a predicted model, not a curated record. Lineage: Eukaryota; Fungi; Basidiomycota; Agaricomycetes; Polyporales; Sparassidaceae.